Molecule: messenger RNA, 1299 nt
Organism: Prunus armeniaca (apricot)
Lineage: Eukaryota; Viridiplantae; Streptophyta; Magnoliopsida; Rosales; Rosaceae
Source: the annotation of a GenBank genome assembly
AUGCCGGAGAAGAAGAAGAAGAAGAGGUACGAAUUCGAGUACUGCGUGGUUUGCAAGCUGAAUCACGACCAAGGCCCGAGCCACAAGUACAUACCGAGCCAUACCAAGUCCCUCUCUACCUUCCUCUCUCGGUUCCAGGACAAGCUCUCCGACGUCCGCUUCUUUCUCAAAAACCCUACCCCUCUCCGCCCCGAACUCGCCUCUCGCAAUCGCCUCUGGUGCGUCUUCUGCGACACCGACAUUGACGACCUAGAUAGCUCCUUCGCUUGUGGUAAUGCAAUUAAUCACCUUGCAAGUGCGGAACAUCUGAAGAAUUUGAAGCAUUUUUUGUGGAAAUAUGGUGGAGGAAUGGAUCGCCUUGAUACAUUUAGAAUAUCGGAAGAUGACCUUGCUAUGUGGGAGAAGAAGUGCAAAUCAUUGAAGAAUGAAGCUGUGCCCUGUGGAGAAAAAUCUCGAGGACCAACGUUUGGACCUUCAAAUGAUAUCCAUAAUGAACUGAAAUAUGGAAUUAUAGAUACUUUUGAAAAUAAUAGUAAUUCAAGUUUUUCAAAUGGUGUUAUGCCUUUACUAUAUCAUACAAAUGAGCAUCAGGUAUCCCAUUCAGGACCCCCUCAAGUUACAAAUGUUGGCUGCUUUCCUCAAGACGUGGCUACCUCUUCUUUACACGGGGAAACAUGUUCUGUUAGCAGCAGUACCCAACAUUCUUUUAUUUCUAAUGGUAGAAACUGCUCAGCUGAUGGUUAUUUCAGUAAUGAAAGGAUGAGCGAGGUGUAUCAGCAUGAAAGAAUGACAAAAGGACUGAGCAGUUCUCCGGGUUUUCAGAAUCUCACACAAAUAUCUUCCACGGGUUCUAAAGAGGCUAGUGGAAAUGUGCAUUCUGGGGCACCUCCUCCUUGGCUUGAAGCAGAUGAAGAAAUUCAGUUUACUGUUCCACUGAAACCAGCUUCAGGUACCCGUAUCUCUCCAUCAAAUAAGUCGGGGAAGUCCAAGAAAUUGAACCCAAAACGAGUGGGAGCAGCUUGGGCAGAAAGAAGAAAGAGGGAGAUGGAGAUGGAGAAAAGAGGGGAGAUUGUCAAGAGUGACUGUGAUGCUAAUUGGCUCCCUAAUUUUGGUAGAGUGUGGCAAUCUGGUAGCCGAAAAGAGUCCAGAAAAGAAUUUGAGUUGGAGAAACAAAAAUUACCUAAGGUUGAAAGUGAAUUUGAGAUGCCAAUUAAGAUACAGCCUUAUGUCAGCAAACGGAUGGUGAGUUCCAUGUUCCCUCUUACUAUGUCAGUUUGUUGUAGAUUUCAAGAUUUUUAA